This is a messenger RNA of Aspergillus aculeatus ATCC 16872, 1066 nucleotides long. RefSeq names its product alpha/beta hydrolase. Bases 27 to 986 code for a protein of 319 amino acids. The record is from RefSeq and is a predicted model, not a curated record. The transcript has a single exon. NCBI's taxonomy places the organism in Eukaryota, Fungi, Ascomycota, Eurotiomycetes, Eurotiales, Aspergillaceae.
AUCCAAUUACCAACUCAUUCAUCACCAUGUCGCACUACCAAUUCAUCUCCCUGGCUACCAAGCCCUCCGCUCAGCUCAGCUACAGCUUCCAUCCCGCCGUGGGCGCCGUCAAACAGCCCGCUCUAGUCGUCUUCGUCAACGGCCUCGGGCUCUCGCAGACCGCCUGGGAGGGCGUCAUCGCGCGCCUGCAGGCUCAGCCUCCCGCCGCCGGCCUGCCAGCGAUGCUAACCUACGACCGGUACGGCCAGGGCCAAACCACCGACCGAGACCCCACCGACAGCACCGCCGAGGACCCCACGCACGGCCACGACACAUUAACCGUUGUCCGGGACUUGCGCCAGCUACUCACACAAGUGGCCGCGGAGAAGAUGGGCGUCUCCAAUCUCAGCGAGCUACCGCUCAUCCUAGUGUCCAACUCAAUUGGCGGCGCACUGGUCCGCCUUUAUGCACAAAAAUACACCGGCACCGUCGCCGGACUCCUGUUCCUGGACAGCGUGCUCGCCAACUCUGACUUCGUCUCCAUCUACCCGGACCCAGAUGCACCCGACUUUAAUCCGAGCAGCUUACCAGAAGGAGUAGACGAGGAUGCGAUCCGCGCCGCAAGAGCUUACAUGCAACGGGUCUUCCACCCCAGCAACGGCAGCCGCGAGGGUCUGAGCCGGCGCAACCUGGUGCAGCUCUUGCCGGACAGCGACGGGCCCAAGUUGCAGGGCCCGGACGGCCGCGGGCCCUGGGUGACGGUGGUGGGCCACGAGUUCGCGGCGUUUGAGGUUGAGUUCGAGAAGAUGGGCGGCGCGCCUCCGCGGCUCACGCAGGUCUACAUGAAUCCCUACUGGCAUCGAUUCAAUGAGGGGCUGGCGAGGCUGACCGACUCGGAGCGGAGCAAGGGUCCGCUUCAGGCGCCGGGGGCCGGGCACUUUGUUCAGAAGGAUAAUCCGGACUUUGUUGCGGAUGAACUACGUGAGAUGCUUGGCAAGGUCCUUUGAGAUGUGCAUAGGAUUGCAACUGCUGAGUGUGGUGGCAUCUUUUGCUUUGUAUCUUACUCGGUACAAAUUCAGUCUGCCGC